Ornithorhynchus anatinus (platypus) is the source of this 1405-nucleotide messenger RNA. It is a transcript of the gene RCN3, whose product is annotated as reticulocalbin 3. The record is from RefSeq and is a predicted model, not a curated record. Gene Ontology annotation, molecular function: calcium ion binding. NCBI's taxonomy places the organism in Eukaryota, Metazoa, Chordata, Mammalia, Monotremata, Ornithorhynchidae. The transcript has 6 exons. Gene Ontology annotation, cellular component: endoplasmic reticulum. Bases 18 to 1004 code for a protein of 328 amino acids.
AUCCCCCGCCCGGAGCGAUGAGGAGCUGGGCCUUGCUGUGGCUGCUGGGGCUGUGGUGGGGGUCCCGGCCGUCGGAGGGGAAGCCCCCCCCCGAGCCCCCCGCCCACGGGGAGCGGGUGCGGCACGGGACCCCCCUCAGCUCCGUCCCCCACGACGACGCCCACGGCUUCCAGUACGACCACGAGGCUUUCCUGGGCGCCGAGGAGGCCCGCACCUUCGACCAGCUCAGUCCCGAGGAGAGCCGGGCCCGGUUGGGGCGCAUCGUCGAUCGCAUCGACGCGGCGGGGGACGGGGACGGCGUCGUGUCCUCGGCGGAGCUGCAGGCCUGGAUCCGCCACACGCAGCAACGCCACGUGCGGGAGAGCGUCGACCGGGCCUGGGGCGACUACGACACCGACGGCGACGGCCGCGUGGCCUGGGGGGAGUUCCGCAACGCCACCUACGGCUACUACCCAGGUGAAGAAUUUGGAGAUGUGGCGGACGCGGCUUCGUACAGAAAGCUGCUGGCCCGGGACGAGCGGCGGUUCCGGGUGGCCGACGAGGACGGGGACAUGGUGGCCACCCGGGAGGAGUUCACCGCCUUUCUGCACCCUGAGGACUUCCCCCGCAUGCGAGACAUCAUCAUUGCCGAGACGCUGGAGGACUUGGACAAGAACGGGGACGGCUUCGUACAGGUGGAUGAGUACAUAGCCGACAUGUACUCGCCCGAGCCGGGGGCUCAGGAGCCGGAGCCGGAGUGGGUGCGGACGGAGCGGACGCAGUUCCGCGAUUUCCGGGACCUGGACGGGGACGGGCACCUGAACGCCCAGGAGGUGGGGCACUGGGUCCUGCCCCCCGACUACGACCAGCCCUACGUGGAGGCCAACCACCUCCUCCAUGAAUCCGACAGCAAUAAGGACGGGCAGCUGAGCAAGCAGGAGGUGCUGGACAACUGGAGCAUGUUCGUGGGAAGCCAGGCCACCAACUACGGCGAGGACCUGACCCGCAAGCACGACGAGCUCUGAGGGGGCCGGAGCCCCAGCCACACGCACCCCCCUUCACCUACCGGGGCCUCGCCCCCACUGCAGCCAAAGAGAAGGUGCCUGGGACCACCCCCCCACCCCCCGCCCCGGGAACAAAAGUUCUCCUACCUCUCAGACACUUUCCCCACCCGCUCACAAAUACCAGGCCCCCUCCCGCCCCGAUCCCGUACCCCGGCCAGGCAAGCGUUGCUCCCGGAGAAACGCUCCUCAUCUCCCUUUCCCCCCUGGGCCACGGACCACUCCCCUCAGCACUCCAGCCCCCCAGGAGGAGUUAUUUAUUGGGGUUGAGGCCCCUAGUGGGCGAUCAGACCCUCCCUUUCCCAUUCCGACCCUUCUUGCAGGGGUCGGGGGCACAGGGAAUAAAAGUCUGGUCUCUAGUUGUG